AUGAAAAUGGCACCGAAGAUUGUAUUUGCCGCCAUUCUGAUCAUUACCAUGCUUGUGUGUGCCUUCGAUGCACUACCUGUUCCAGAUCAUGCCAAAAUUCGUAUCCACGUGCCGAUUAAGCAUCACACCCAUCUGCACACGAAAACCGUGGUGAAAACGGUACAUGUCGGCAUUCCGGUCAAGAACGUUAAACCGCACGACGACGAGCAUGGUUGGGAGUACGGUAAGAAGAAGAAGGGCGCCUCCAGCUAUCUGUCCUACAUUUGA
Molecule: messenger RNA, 267 nt
Organism: Anopheles marshallii
Lineage: Eukaryota; Metazoa; Arthropoda; Insecta; Diptera; Culicidae
Exons: 3
Coding region: 1-267 (88 amino acids)
Source: RefSeq, a predicted model, not a curated record